Messenger RNA from Aspergillus niger, 1218 nucleotides. RefSeq lists its product as uncharacterized. Gene Ontology annotation, molecular function: 8-oxo-7,8-dihydroguanine DNA N-glycosylase activity; damaged DNA binding. Lineage: Eukaryota; Fungi; Ascomycota; Eurotiomycetes; Eurotiales; Aspergillaceae. The transcript has 3 exons. The record is from RefSeq and is a predicted model, not a curated record. Bases 1 to 1218 code for a protein of 405 amino acids. Gene Ontology annotation, cellular component: nucleus. Gene Ontology annotation, biological process: base-excision repair, AP site formation; nucleotide-excision repair; base-excision repair.
AUGAGCUCUGCAUCAACACCACCCUCCGCUGUGGUCAAUCUUUUCGGUAACAAUAACCGCAAGUACCCUCCUCGUCUUCCCCGGACAUGCAAUCUAACCAAACUCCCUAUCAUCUACAGAUGGCACAAUGUCCCCGACACAGACGAAUGGCGCUGCGUUCUCCACGGCCGUCUCCUCUCUCUAAAACAAGACCCAACUCACCUCUACUACCGAACCUACCGCACUGCCCAAUCCCCCAAACCCAAAAUAAAUGACGACGACACCACCCUCUCCCUCCUAACCCACUACUUCAACCUCUCCGCCAACCUCACCUCCCUCUACACCGAAUGGUCCGCCCAAGACCCCAAUUUCCGCAAGAAAGCCCCCCAAUUCACCGGCAUCCGCAUCCUGCGCCAAGAUGCCUGGGAAGCCCUGAUCUCCUUCAUCUGCAGCAGCAACAACAAUAUCGCGCGCAUCUCGCAGAUGGUCGAGAAGCUCUGCCUAAACUACGGUCCCUUCAUUGCGUCCAUCAAUGGCCGCGCCUAUCACGGUUUCCCGGCUCCGGAUGCCCUCACCGCUCACGACGUGGAGGGUAAGCUGCGCGGCUUGGGGUUCGGGUACCGUGCCAAAUAUAUCUAUCAGACGGCAGUGAUGGUGGCCAAGGAGCGAGAGAGCGGGUGGUUGGAUUCGUUAUGUAACCCAGAGGAAGGGUAUCGGGAGGCGCAUGAGAAGUUGCUUGAGUUGCAGGGGGUUGGGCCGAAGGUCGCUGAUUGCGUGUGCUUGAUGGGGCUGGGAUGGGGGGAGGCAGUUCCGGUUGAUACGCAUGUCUGGCAAAUCGCGCAGAGAGACUACAAGUUUGGAAAGGGCGGUAAUAAGUCCCUGACGAAGGUUACUUAUGAUGCCGUGGGAAACCAUUUCCGCAAGCUCUGGGGCAAAGAAGCGGGGUGGGCGCAUAGUGUGCUGUUCACGGCUGAUCUGAGGACCUUUUCGGAUCGAUUGGCUGCUACUACGUCGAAGAAGGUGGAUGUGAAGGUAGAGAAGGAUGACAAGGAGGGUGUCGAGGUGGAGACAAAGGUCACCACGGCGAUUGCGGUGCCUACCAAGAGACCUAUAGAUGAGGAGGGGGUGAAGGCUGAAGAAGAAGAUGAAACUAAAGAGAAGGAGAAGCUGAACACCAUCGUACAAGCUUCACAGACAACGACGGCAAGGAGGAUGUCGAAGCGACUUCGCAAGAAAUGA